GUCUUCUUCCACCCCAGAACACAUACCCUCUCGAGCCUCCGCGACAUAACCAUUGCCUUCCUGUUCUCCGUGCUCCUACGGCCACUUCUGCUAUUUGGCGAUGAGGACAUUGUGACCGGAGGGGGCAAGGCUACAAAAUAUCGAGGUUUACAGUUGGUACACCGCGCCAAAGACGAGACACAGCGCCCAUCUACAUCCCACGCGCAAACCCGACUCCCUUGCUGGACAGAUCUUGUUCAUUGCUACACGCGCAAACCCCCUCGAACACGUCCUUGAAGAACAUUUGCAGCCGGAAAGAUGUCAGUCCUUGCGCCCGAGGUGCAUAAUGAGCUCGCACAGUUGUUGGAUGCCCUGCAGUCAUCCGACAAUAGCGUGCGAUCCCAGGCUGAGGAACAUCUUGCGAACAACUGGACAACGAACAAGCCUAAUAUGCUGCUGAUGGGACUGGUUGAACAGAUUCAAGGAUCCAAUGACCCGACGACCCGCUCCUUUGCUGCAGUCAUUUUCCGCCGAAUAGCUUCCAAGGCUCGCAAGCUACCCAACGGAGAGACGGUCGAGUUAUUCCUCUCUCUGCCACAAGAGGAGGGCUACAUCAUCAGGUCUAAACUGCUGGAAGCAUUAGGCGCAGAAGGCACGAAUGCUGUGCGAAAUAAGAUCGGUGAUGCCGUUGCAGAGAUCGCCCGAGAGUAUUCUGACGGCAAAGCACAAUGGCCCGAGAUUUUGGGCAUUCUUUUCACACUCAGCAUAUCAAAGGAAGUUGGACAGCGUGAGAUUGCCUACAGGAUAUUUUCAACAACCCCAGGAAUCAUCGAGAAGCAGCAUGAGGAUACAGUUCUUUCAGCUUUCACAAAGGGGUUUAAGGAUGAUGAUGUAUCGGUCCGCCUGGCAGCCAUGGAGGCCUUUGCCUCGUUCUUCCGAAGCAUUAACAAGAAAUCCCAACAAAAAUACUACGCUCUCAUUCCUGAAGUACUCAAUAUCCUACCACCAAUUAAGGAGAAGCAGGAAUCGGAAGAGCUUACGAGAGCUUUGGUUUCGCUGAUUGACCUCGCUGAAGUUGCACCAAAGAUGUUCCGACCUUUAUUUCACAACUUGGUAGCGUUUAGCAUAUCUGUGAUCCAGGAUAAGGAGCUCACCGAUCAAGCAAGGCAAAAUGCGCUCGAACUCAUGGCCACCUUUGCAGACUACGCGCCAGCAAUGGUCAAGAAAGAUCCGACCUACACCACCGAUAUGAUCACACAAUGUUUGAGUUUGAUGACAGACAUUGGAGUUGAUGACGACAAUGCUGCUGAAUGGAAUGCCUCAGACGAUAUGGAUCCGGAUGAGAGCGAUCUGAACCACGUUGCAGGCGAGCAAUGUAUGGAUCGAUUGGCAAACAAACUCGGUGGUGCAACUAUCCUGGCACCUACGUUCAGCUGGCUUCCGAGAAUGAUGAACUCGGAUGCUUGGAGGGAUCGACACGCUGCACUUAUGGCCAUCUCAGCAAUUUCAGAAGGUUGCAGAGACCUGAUGGUUGGCGAACUGAACCAGGUCUUAGAACUCGUUGUUCCCGCACUCCGAGAUCCACACCCUCGGGUCCGAUGGGCGGGUUGUAAUGCCCUUGGACAGAUGAGCACUGAUUUUGCUGUGACCAUGCAAGAGAAAUAUCACACAGUUGUGGUUCCUGCCAUCAUUCCUGUUCUCGACUCUCCCGAACCUAGAGUUCAGGCUCAUGCAGCCGCAGCGCUGGUGAACUUUUGCGAGGAAGCUGAGAAGACCAUUUUAGAACCAUAUCUUGACGACCUACUGACGCACCUCUUCCAACUCCUGCAAAGUCCGAAGCGCUAUGUUCAAGAGCAGGCCCUUUCAACGAUCGCGACAAUCGCAGAUUCAGCUGAAGCAGCUUUUGCGAAAUAUUACGACACGCUGAUGCCGUUGCUCUUCCAAGUCUUGCAACAAGAAAACACCAAAGAGCUUCGUCUCCUCAGAGCAAAGGCGAUGGAAUGCGCAACCCUCAUUGCAUUGGCUGUCGGAAAGGAGAGGCUGGGCAAUGAUGCCAUGAGUCUGGUUCAACUUCUGGCUACUAUUCAGCAAGGAAUCACAGAUCCGGACGAUCCUCAAGCACAGUAUCUCAUGCACUGCUGGGGACGCAUGUGCAGAGUUCUUGGUCAGGAUUUCCUACCGUUCUUGCCGAGCGUCAUGCCACCUCUUAUGGAGCUGGCCAGUGCAAAAGCUGAUAUCCAAUUACUUGAUGAUGAGGAGCAGGUCGAGCAAGUUCAGCAAGAUGAAGGCUGGGAGCUCGUACCUCUAAGAGGCAAAGUCAUCGGUAUCAAGACAAGUACCCUUGAUGAUAAGCAUAUGGCCAUCGAGCUUUUGGUUGUCUAUGCGCAAGUUCUGGAAGGCUCAUUCGCACCUUAUGUCCUCGAGGUCAUGGAGAAGAUUACUUUGCCCGGGUUGGCUUUCUUUUUCCAUGAUCCCGUCCGAGUUGUUUCAGCGAAGUGUGUACCGCAACUCCUGAAUUCAUACAAGAAGGCUUUCGGGAACCCAUCCAAUGAAUUGCAGACCCUGUGGAGAGGCACAGUUGAGAAGCUCUUGGAGGUUCUCAGUGCGGAACCAGCAGUCGACACCCUGGCCGAGAUGUAUCAAUGCUUUUACGAAUCUGUUGAGGUCAUGGGCAAGAACUGCCUCACUCAACAAAACAUGGAGACGUUCAUCGAUUCCGCACAUUCAGCUUUGGAGGAUUACAAGGACCGGGUGGCGGUCCGUGCCGAAGAGAGAGAAGGCGAUGCGGUGGAAGAAGGCGAAGAAGAGUCGGAGGAUAUGCUGUUCGCCAUUGAGGAUGACCAGACGCUUCUUUCGGACAUGAACAAGGCAUUCCAUUGUAUCUUCAAAAACCAUGGAGUCACUUUCCUACCAGCAUGGGAACGUCUCCACAGCACUUACGAACAAUUCCUUAAGAGCCAAGAUGGCACCCAGCGACAGUGGGGUCUAUGCAUCAUGGACGAUGUUUUGGAGUUCUGCGGCGAGGAGAGCUGGAAGUACAAGGACUACAUUGUUGAACCACUCAUCGCCGGCUGCAGAGAUACGGCACCAGCUAAUCGACAAGCUGCUGCGUAUGGUAUCGGGGUGGCGGCUCACAAGGGUGGCCCCCAAUGGUCUGCCUUCUUCGGCCCAGCAAUCGAAUUGCUCUUCCAGGUCACUCGGUUGCCCAACGCCCGAGGGGAUGAUGAUGUCUAUGCGACAGAAAAUGCGUGUGCUGCGAUUGCCAAGGUGUUGCACUACAAUGCUGCGAGCGUCCCCAACCAGGAAGAGGUGAUUCGUCAGUGGAUCGACAUUCUCCCGGUUGUGAAUGAUGAAGAAGCUGCACCAUAUGCUUAUGCAUACCUUGCUCAAUUGAUCGACCAACGAAACCCUCUUGUCAUCGGCCAAGCUGGGAAGGUGUUCGUCUUUAUUGCCCAAGCUUUGGAAGCGGAAACAUUGCAAGGCCAAACCGCUCAACGAAUCGUCGAGGCGGGCAAGGUUCUUUUGCAGGUGGCUGGACUCGACCCCCAAACCGUGCUUGCAUCUCUGCCGAUCGAAACUCAACAGACGGUAAGGGCAAUGUUUGGCUGAACGAAACCAUUUACGAAUACUGGGCAACAAGCGGGAUGGGACGUUCGGAUAUGGGACGGCAAUGGAUGGGACAAGAUUGACGACUCAUAGAAUGAUUUGAUACCACACGCGCUACACCUCUUAUUUUCCUUUGUUUUCUGGGGCCGGAUUUUAGCAUAGCGAGAUCUGAUGGGAGAAGUAAUGCACUCUUUGGCGGCACUUUUAUGGCGGUGGUGGCUUGGCCGCGAUGUGGGCCAUCUCCUUCACAAUGGAAUUCCCAGAUAAAUGUCUAGAGAUUGGUGCCUAUUUGGUUGAUGUGAUUCUGAUAAGAAGUGAGUUAUAUAUAACACCGGUAUUGAAGCGCCGCCGCACAGGUUUUCAGCAGAAUUGUUG
Messenger RNA from Hyaloscypha bicolor E, 3960 nucleotides. RefSeq names its product ARM repeat-containing protein. Gene Ontology annotation, biological process: protein import into nucleus. The record is from RefSeq and is a predicted model, not a curated record. Lineage: Eukaryota; Fungi; Ascomycota; Leotiomycetes; Helotiales; Hyaloscyphaceae. Gene Ontology annotation, cellular component: cytoplasm; nucleus. Bases 298 to 3588 code for a protein of 1096 amino acids. Gene Ontology annotation, molecular function: small GTPase binding; nuclear import signal receptor activity. The transcript has 6 exons.